UUUAUUACGUCCCAGUUAUAUAAAACUUUUCAGUGGUAUCUUAGUAUAAGUACUUUAGUUAUUAGUACAAAGUCGAGUACAAACUACAACUAUGACGAUGUAUGUACAUAUUGGAGAUAUAUAUCAUACAGUUAACACUCAGGACUUGCAGCAUCUGAAUAUCAUAAAGCCCAAAAAUAAAAAUGGAUGGUCCUCAAUUAGCCUUGGUUGUUAUGUUUGUGGCCUUACUUGGUUAUUUUGGUAGUAGAAUAAUUCACAGUAUACAAGGACCAUCGUAUGCUGAGAGAAUUAUCAAAAAUGCAAUGCCAGAUGAAGAACUAUUAAAACAUUCCGGUGAAUUCAGUCAACCAGAACUGAUUAAGGUUACUGAUGGUGUAUAUGUGGCUGUAGGAUUCGCAUUAGCUAAUUCGAUUUUGUUAGAAGGUCCCGAGGGAUUAGUUAUAGUUGACGUGACAGAAAGUAUAGAGAGUGCUGCAGAAAUAUUGAAGGUGUUCCGAAAUGUCACAGACAAACCAAUAAAAGCGCUGAUUUAUACCCAUAACCAUGCCGAUCAUUCAUAUGGGGCUAAGGCAUUCAUAGAGGACGAAGAUAACCCGCCGGAUAUAUGGGCUCACGAUGGAAUUCUUGGAGAGUUUACUCGAGUAUUCUCAACCGUCAACGGUGCUACUUACAAACGCUCAAUGAGACAAUUUGGGGUCCAUUUACCAGGCCAAAUAAAUGCUGGUAUUGGAUUGAAAUUAAGAUAUGGUACAGAUCAAGCAACUUUUGGUGUUGUUUAUCCCACACAUUUUGUUCAUGAACAGAAAACAGAUUUAGUUUUAGCUGGAAUCAAUAUGACGAUUAUACAUAUUCCCGGAGAAACAGACGACCAGAUAGGUGUGUGGAUUCCUGAAAAACAGGUUCUUUUAUGCGCAGACGACAUUUAUAAAGCAUUUCCAAAUCUUUAUGCUAUUCGUGGCACACCCUCCCGUGAUUUAAUGCAAUGGGUUAGAUCAUUAGAUUUAAUGUUAACUUAUGACACACAACACUUAGUUCCCAGCCAUACUCGACCUGUGAGUGGCAAAGAAAAUAUAAGGGAAAUAUUAACAGUUUAUAGAGAUGCGAUUCAGUAUAUCCACGAUCAGACUGUACGAUAUAUAAACCAAGGCUUCACAUCAGAGGAAAUUGUUGAAAAAGUAGCAUUGCCAAAAAAUUUAGCCAGACACCCAUAUUUAAAAGAAUUUUAUGGAACUGUUGCGUGGUCGGUAAAAGGUGUUUUUAAUUCGUAUCUAGGGUGGUUUAGUGGCAACCCUAUAGAUCUCCAACCUUUAACAAUAAAGAGUAAAUCAGAACGAAUGGUAAAGCUAAUAGGAGUUGAUAAAAUGUUAGAAGCAGCAAAAAAAGCACUAAAAGAAAAAGACUUUCAAUGGGCUUUAGAAUUAUCUUCAUAUCUUCUCAUAAUUCAUUCAGAUAACUACGAAGCAAGAGACAUCAAAAUAGAUGCAUUGACUUAUCUGGGUGCAAGGCAAGUAAGCGCCUGUGGAAGAAACUAUUAUUUAACUUGUGCGUUCGAAGAAGCAGCUGAAAUAGAAAUACGGAAUUCCGAGCGCAAUAGACAAAUGGGAAUUAAAACGCUUCCUAUAAGACAGUUAUUCAUGGCAAUGCCUGUUAAAUUUAAAGCGGAGGAAUGUAUGAAUGUUAACAACUCUUUGUUAUUUUCAUUUUCUGAUACCGAUGAUAACGUUAAGUUAACAAUCAGAAAUUCGGUUGCCAUUGUUUCAUUUCACCACGGUAAAGAACCGUCAUAUGAUGUGAAGAUAACAGUUACGGAGAAAGUAUUUCGGGAGUUAAUAUCGAGUAGAAUGCGGGCAAUCACAGCUUACGGGACGGGUGAAAUUAUCAUAGACGGUGGAAUAAUGAAAUUUAGAAAUUUGAUGAAUUGCUUUGAAAACAGAUAGAUUUUUAAAACUAUUCAAACCUCAAUUAAAUGAAACUCUAAAUCCCUACACGUUCAAUUGUUUAAAGGCUUCUUUUACCCCUUCAUUUCUCCGAUAGAUACGUCAGUGAUAUUUCAAAAGACAGGCAAAUGAAAAAUAAUACUUUUUACAGGAAAGGACUGAUUAUUAAAUAUUAAAAUUGAAGAAAAGUGUAUUUUAAUAUAAUAAAGAUAUUUCUGAUAUUUUGAGAGGAAAUUUGAGGAAAAACACAAUCACUCUGAUAGAAAAAAAACUUUAGUUUCAGAAAUAAUAGUGGCUUUUACAAAUGACUAUCUAAACUCCUAAAGGUUGUUUUAGUGCAACACUAUGUUAAUUUAAGUGUAAAAAAUAUGUUUUAUAUGGCCAUUACACCCUUUGUUGGUAGAAAAAUAGUUUUUGCCUUUUUAAAUACUAUUAUGCAGAUACUGACUCGGGUCUGAAGACUACAUCGUGUGAAUUUAUUCAAGGUUGCAUGAAAGAUAUUUGAAUUUCAUUACAAAUCAAUCUAAUGCUCUAUUAUUCAAAUAUGAAAUGUGAUUUUUUUUUGGUUGUAAAAUGGAGAUUUUUUAGUUAAAUAUAACUUUAAGAAUUAUUUGUCUGCUUCAUGUGUGUGUGACUGUAAAUAUCUUACAUGUAGAUGCAUGCACAAAUAGAAUGAAAGUCGAAUGCAACCUAUGUGUU
This is a messenger RNA of Mytilus trossulus (common blue mussel), 2636 nucleotides long. RefSeq names its product linear primary-alkylsulfatase-like. Gene Ontology annotation, molecular function: protein dimerization activity; linear primary-alkylsulfatase activity. Gene Ontology annotation, biological process: dodecyl sulfate metabolic process. NCBI's taxonomy places the organism in Eukaryota, Metazoa, Mollusca, Bivalvia, Mytilida, Mytilidae. The transcript has 5 exons. The record is from RefSeq and is a predicted model, not a curated record. The coding region runs from base 183 to 1937 and encodes 584 amino acids.